CCUAAGGAAACAGAAACAACAUUAUAAACAAACUCAACUCUCAAACGCUCGCUCUCUUCCUCUUUCAAACUCCAAGGCGCAGAUCCGAGGAGUUUGGGAUUUUGAAACCCUAAUUUUCUCUCUCUACAAUUUUCUAUUAGCCCCCAACUUUUUAUCUCUCUCUUUUAAUCACUCUCUCACUAGCAGUUAUGGCAGGCGUGGCACCAGAAGGAUCGCAGUUCGAUACUAAGCAAUAUGAUUCCAAAAUGAACGAAUUAAUUUCUGAAGGGCAAGAAUUUUUCACCUCUUAUGAUGAAGUGUAUGACAGCUUUGAUGCUAUGGGAUUGCAAGAGAAUCUUUUAAGAGGAAUCUAUGCUUAUGGUUUUGAGAAGCCAUCUGCAAUCCAGCAAAGAGGAAUUGUUCCAUUCUGCAAGGGUCUUGAUGUGAUUCAGCAGGCCCAAUCUGGAACUGGAAAGACAGCAACUUUCUGCUCGGGCAUUCUCCAGCAACUUGAUUAUGGUCUAGUCCAGUGUCAGUCAUUGGUCUUGGCACCAACUAGAGAAUUGGCACAGCAGAUUGAGAAGGUUAUGCGAGCCCUUGGUGAUUAUCUUGGUGUUAAGGUUCAUGCUUGUGUUGGUGGAACAAGUGUUCGUGAGGAUCAGAGGAUUCUUCAAGCAGGUGUUCAUGUUGUUGUGGGGACUCCUGGUCGUGUGUUUGACAUGUUGAGAAGGCAGUCACUUCGUCCGGACUACAUCAAGAUGUUUGUGUUGGAUGAGGCUGAUGAAAUGCUUUCUCGUGGGUUCAAAGAUCAGAUCUAUGAUAUUUUCCAGUUGCUGCCAGCUAAGGUUCAGGUUGGUGUGUUCUCUGCCACCAUGCCUCCAGAAGCCCUAGAAAUCACUAGGAAGUUCAUGAACAAGCCCGUCAGGAUUUUGGUUAAGCGUGAUGAGCUUACCCUUGAGGGUAUUAAGCAGUUUUAUGUUAAUGUUGAGAAAGAGGAGUGGAAACUUGAAACACUCUGUGAUCUGUAUGAGACCCUUGCCAUCACCCAGAGUGUCAUUUUUGUGAACACAAGGCGUAAGGUCGACUGGCUCACUGACAAGAUGCGAAGCCGUGACCAUACAGUCUCAGCAACCCAUGGAGAUAUGGACCAGAACACCCGUGAUAUUAUUAUGCGGGAAUUUCGUUCCGGUUCUUCUCGAGUUCUUAUAACCACUGAUCUGUUGGCUCGUGGUAUUGAUGUUCAGCAAGUCUCCCUUGUGAUAAACUAUGAUCUGCCGACUCAACCUGAAAACUACCUUCAUCGUAUUGGAAGAGGUGGACGAUUCGGAAGAAAGGGUGUCGCCAUCAACUUUGUGACAUCGGAUGAUGAUAGAAUGCUGUUUGACAUUCAGAAGUUCUAUAAUGUGACGAUUGAGGAGCUGCCAUCGAACGUCGCUGAUCUUCUGUGAAGAGAAUUUUUGGUGCGUGUUGAGAAAGGGUUUUAUAUUUUGCAAGUUCUAUUUAACGUGUUGUUUAAUUUUCUUAAAUUUUAUUGUUUAGUGUUUUAAUUUAAUAUUUUGAGACAUAUCUGACAGUUUAAUCUCAUAUGAGAGUCUCUUAUCAAUUGCAACAUGAUGAGAUUGUCUAGUGAUUAUUUUCUGGCUUGGAAAAGUUUUGCAUGUUGGGAUUUGUAACAUACCGCCCCUUUUGGCUUUAUAAUUUAUUGUUGCAUUGCUACA
Mercurialis annua (annual mercury) is the source of this 1697-nucleotide messenger RNA. RefSeq names its product eukaryotic initiation factor 4A-8. Gene Ontology annotation, molecular function: translation initiation factor activity; ATP binding; RNA helicase activity. Gene Ontology annotation, biological process: cytoplasmic translational initiation. The coding region runs from base 189 to 1427 and encodes 412 amino acids. NCBI's taxonomy places the organism in Eukaryota, Viridiplantae, Streptophyta, Magnoliopsida, Malpighiales, Euphorbiaceae. Gene Ontology annotation, cellular component: cytoplasmic stress granule. The transcript has 5 exons. The record is from RefSeq and is a predicted model, not a curated record.